Molecule: messenger RNA, 555 nt
Organism: Cladophialophora psammophila CBS 110553
Lineage: Eukaryota; Fungi; Ascomycota; Eurotiomycetes; Chaetothyriales; Herpotrichiellaceae
Exons: 1
Coding region: 1-555 (184 amino acids)
Source: RefSeq, a predicted model, not a curated record
AUGGAGUCCAACUUUCAUCGAGAUUUCGAUCUUCCGUGGUGCAAGAACCUUCUACGUUCCGACAUAUCAAUCGUCGAAGUCCCUUUUCAGCACCCGCUCCGCAAUGACACGCCCUUGAACAAAGGUGUCUCGAAUACCAUGUUCAGACAAACCCUCUAUACCCCCGACGCCAUCCGGGCUCAGAUAAACUUCAAGCGACCUACAACUGAGGCCGACUCCAUCAUUCCGUGGGAAUACUGCUAUCUCUUGUCCCUCGGCUCUGGGAUCGACGGCAAGGCAGGUCGCGCGCACGGGGGUUUCAAUGCGUUGAUCUUGGAUCAGAUGACUGGCACCGUGGCGUCAAUGGUGUCGGGGAGCUUUGCGCCGGCGACAGCCACUAUGACGGUGGACUACAAAGCCCCGAUUGACACGCCUGGGGUUGUACUAUGUCGCUCGUGGGCGGUCGAGCGACAGGGUAGGAAAACGUGGGUCAAGGCGAGGAUCGAGGACGGAAGGGGAAAUCUGCUCGCCAGCGCUAAGUCGUUGUUCGUUGAUCCGAGACUAGAGAGAAUAUAG